AUGUCGUCACUCACCGCCGCAGGAACCGUCCCAUACCACGAACCGCCAUUCGCCUCCCUCGCCGUCCUGAUCUCGUUCCUCUUGCUCGCCAAUGUCGCGCGAGGCGUCGCGAAUAAGGUCUUCUACGCUGGCUUGCUCGGCGAGAUUGCUGUCGGCGUCAUCUUUGGACCGGUCGCCAAGAUUCUCGACAUCGAGUGGGAGGAGACGUUUAUCGUCGUUGGCUACAUUGGCCUGGUGUUAAUCGUCUUCGAAGGCGGUCUCGCGCUCCAGCCUCGCUCCUUCCUCCCGCAGCUCCCUCUCGCCCUCAUCACGGCCCUCAUCGGAAUCCUCCUCCCUCUCGCGUUCACUUUCGCCCUCUUCAGCGGUUACGGCUACCCGCAGCUGCAAGCCUUUUCGGCUGGCAGCGCUCUGGCGUCCACAUCUCUCGGCACGACUUUCUACGUGCUUCGCGCGUCUGGACCAGAGCUGGGCACGACAGCCGUCGGCGAGAUCCUCAAAGGCGCUGCGCUCAUUGACGACGUCAUUGCACUCGUCCUCCUCUCCGUCAUCCAGUCCCUCGGCACCGACUCAGGCGGCAGUCUCGGCUGGACCAUCGGACGCCCAAUCGUUGCGAGCGUGGCGAUGGCUGUCGUCUCGCCGGUCGUCACAUGGUGGCUUGCCAGGUCACUGUUCCGGUGGCGACGCGUCGAGCACCUGGUUGACCGAGGCGGACAGCUCGCCUUACUUUCCUUAGGCGUCGCGAUCCUCGUAGCUUUCCUGGCCAUCUCCUACUACGCGGGCACGACGAUGCUACUGGGCGCCUUCCUCGCUGGAACGUUCUUGUCGGCGUUGCCUUCGCCAGAGUCGGGUCUGUCGUUCGUCGCUAUCUGGGAGGAACUCCUCAUGCCCGUCCAGGAAUACAUCCUCGCACCUCUCUUCUUCGCCUCGAUCGGCUUCUCAAUUCCCUUCCUCUCGCUCUGGACAGGACGGCGGAUCUGGCGGGGUCUCAUCUACGCACUCCUCAUGGCGCUCGGCAAGCUUCUUGCCGGGCUGCCCAUCCUCCUCGUCGACCUCUUCCGCCGCGGCAACCAGGACUCCGCCUUUCUUGCACGUCCAUCGUCCGAUUUAGUGACGACAACCGGCGUGAUGAGCAACACCGAUGCGGAGAAGGCGCACAAGGCUGAGCGGAUGUCAAUGCGCUCGUUCCGACUCGACACGUCGUCUCGCUUCGUCAGACAGACGCUUACCGCCGCCGCCUUCGUCGGACUUGCACUUGUUGCUCGAGGCGAGAUUGGCAUCCUCGUCCUCCAAGUCGCCUACGCCGCUUCCACCUCGUCCGAGAACGGCACAGAGGUACUGGGCGAAGAAGCGUACCUCGUGGGCAUCUGGGCAGUCGCGGUCUGCACGAUCAUGGGACCGGUGGCGUUCGGAUUGCUUGUCAAGAAGGAAGGCGAGCGGAUCAAGAGCGGGAGGUGGGGGUUGGCGUAG
Messenger RNA from Rhodotorula toruloides NP11, 1467 nucleotides. RefSeq names its product solute:hydrogen antiporter. Bases 1 to 1467 code for a protein of 488 amino acids. The record is from RefSeq and is a predicted model, not a curated record. Gene Ontology annotation, biological process: proton transmembrane transport. Lineage: Eukaryota; Fungi; Basidiomycota; Microbotryomycetes; Sporidiobolales; Sporidiobolaceae. Gene Ontology annotation, cellular component: membrane. The transcript is spliced from 5 exons. Gene Ontology annotation, molecular function: antiporter activity.